Molecule: messenger RNA, 1470 nt
Organism: Saccoglossus kowalevskii
Lineage: Eukaryota; Metazoa; Hemichordata; Enteropneusta; Harrimaniidae
Product: protein dispatched homolog 3-like
Cellular component (GO): cytoplasm; membrane
Molecular function (GO): protein binding
Source: RefSeq, a predicted model, not a curated record
AUGACUUUUCUUGGCGACACAGAAGUGAGAGACUUCACCGGGUAUAGACACUUUGACCUACUAGACGAUGACCUGAGAAAUGACAUCACCUUCUCUCAUCAUGAACAGCAGCAAGAACUACGACUGCAAAAUUACAGUAAUGGUGUUCUUGAUGUUGAUGGUAAUGACGGCAACAACUAUCGUGAACAAGUUACCAUUCAUCAGCAGCAACAGUGUCAAAGGGAGGAAGAACCACAACAACAGGCGUCAGUUGAGCACGGUGCCAACCCAUUCAAAGGCUCACACCCCUUAGUACGAAGAUUCUGGGUUUUUAUUGGCUUGGUGUUCUCUAAUCCUUUCAUUGCUAUGUUUAUCAUAGUUGGGAGCACGAUAACAACAUCUCUUCUACUUUGGUAUGCGUUAACAGGAUUUGAAACCCCCCAUAUAGACAUAUCAUUAGACUCCUUUCAGAUACCAAACCAUGUUAGUUACAUACGAGAAGAUAUGUUUAACACUGCAAUCCAAGAUCUGACGCAUCGCAGAAAGAGGGAUGCGGAUGAAUUUUCAGAGGCAAAUAUCGUAAAGCAUUCAUUACAAAAAUUUCUGCAUGGAUAUCAAGAGUCAUUGUCUGCAAAACGUUCAAAACGUGAGAUCAUUCAGCGUCAUCGUAAUAAGCGUUGGAAGAUGUCGUUGGUCUAUUUGGCAAAAGGCGACAAUGAACAUAAUGUAUUUACAGAGGAGAGAUUAAGCGUCAUCCAUCAAAUUGAGAAGAAGAUCGUUGGGCAUAAACAAUUUACUGAUUUCUGUGUUAAAAAUUACGAAUCAUACAAAGACGAGGCACUCGGCGUGAUUGACUACUGUGCUCCAGUAAACUCAUUGCUGACCUAUUUCUACCCGUCAGAAGUAAAUGGCAAGGUCAUGUAUGAUGGCAUGGGAUCUCAUCUUGCUGACAUUGAUGGGAGUUUAAAAAAAGCUAUGACACAUCAAACAUUUUAUUGGUAUGUUGAUGAAUCUAUGGACAAAAAAAAUCCUAAAAGCCGACUACUAAGGAGUGAGGUGUCAUUUGGUAUGCCCAUUGCUGAUUGUUUUUGGCCAGAUGGCACACCUAAAACAGUUGAUGAGCAGCACGAUGAGUAUGUGAAGUUUAUAGUGUCGUAUGUUUCGAUGCUUGACAAGGAAUCUACAGACUCUAUCUCUGUGCUAUAUGGUGGCAAUGAAUUAUUCGACUGGGAAGUACAGGAAACGUUUUACCAUGAUCUGUCCAUGGGCGCUAUCAGUGGUGGUCUUAUUCUCGUACUUGUCAUAAUCCUUUCGUCUUUCUCGCUUUGGUUAUCAAUUUGGGGAUUCCUCACAAUCGCUUUCAGUUUUGCGCUGGCGUUUGUCGUCUACAGAGUUUGCUUUGGUUAUGAGUCAUUUGGAAUCCUGAUUGGUAUUUCUGUCUUUGUUGUGAUUGGUAUUGAACCCCCUCACCCUGAUGAUGUUUGUAAAUAG